Chenopodium quinoa (quinoa) is the source of this 2356-nucleotide messenger RNA. RefSeq names its product putative E3 ubiquitin-protein ligase XBAT31. Gene Ontology annotation, molecular function: transcription cis-regulatory region binding; protein binding. Lineage: Eukaryota; Viridiplantae; Streptophyta; Magnoliopsida; Caryophyllales; Amaranthaceae. The transcript has 8 exons. Gene Ontology annotation, cellular component: nucleus. The record is from RefSeq and is a predicted model, not a curated record. Gene Ontology annotation, biological process: positive regulation of transcription by RNA polymerase II. The coding region runs from base 323 to 1651 and encodes 442 amino acids.
AAAAGAUAAAAAAAAGGGCAAAUUGCCCGGAAAUAUCUGACUAUCUGCCCGUCGUCUGUCCAUAGUUGUGAGUACCCCACACGGUCAGCCUUUCUCUCUCUAGAUCAACGGGCAGUCCCAAACUCCCACACUGCCCGUGUCCCAUUUUCUCUCUCGUCUAUCAAUUUUAGUCCUACUAGUAUUAGUAUUAGUAUACAUACUAAACUAAAGGCCUACUUUAAAACCACCCUUCUCACUUUCCCUUCCAUCAAUCCUACGCCACCCACCGUCUCACACCACCGUGCACGGUGGUUCUGGUGCACGGCCUGGUGGUUUAACAAAAAUGGGUCAGGGGAUGAGUUGUGCGUCUCCUAAUAACCAUGAAAAUGGGAUUUUUAAAGCAGCUCAAAUGGGUGAUUUAGAUACUUUAGUAUCAGAAUUAGAAGAUGACCCUUCUCUUUUAUAUGAAUUUUCUCUCUAUGAUCGUAACUCUUUGCUUCAUGUUGCUGCUUCUUAUGGUCAGAUCGAGGUUGUUUCUUGGCUUUUGGAACGAUCUGUUAAUCUUGAUGCCUUAAAUCGUCAUAAACAGACACCUCUUAUGAUGGCUGCUAUACACGGGAAAAUCUCGUGUGUGGAGAAGCUCCUUCAUGCAGGAGCCAAUAUUUUAAUGUUUGAUUCUUUGCGAGGAAGAACUUGCUUACAUUAUGCUGCCUAUUAUGGGCGUUCAGAAUGUCUAAAACUCAUAAUUUCUACCGCCCGUACAUCGCAUGUUGCCAUUUCUUGGGGAUUUGCUCGAUUUGUGAAUAUUAGAGAUGGAAAAGGCGCUACCCCAUUACACUUGGCAGCCCGUCAAAGACAGCCCGAGUGUGUUCAUAUUUUGCUUGAUUGUGGGGCUUUAGUUUGUGCUUCUACUGGAGGAUAUGGCUAUCCUGGGAGCACUCCACUACAUUUGGCUGCUCGGGGCGGAUCCCUUGAUUGCAUCCGUGAAUUGCUUGCAUGGGGCGCAGACCGGCUGCAAAGAGAUGAAUCUGGGAGAAUACCAUACCUAGUGGCUUUAAAGCAUAAGCACAGGGCAUGUGCCGCCUUGUUAAAUCCAUCAUCAGCAGAGCCUCUUGUUUGGCCUUCACCAUUAAAGUUCAUUAGUGAUCUUAAUCCAGAGGCCAAAGUUUUACUCGAACGGGCUCUAAUGGAGGCCAAUAGGGAGAGGGAGAAGACCAUCUUAAAGGGAACUGAUUACUCAGUUUCUUCUCCAUCACAUUCAGAUGGUGGGGAAAUUGAUGAUAGUUUGUCAGAGACUAGUGAAUCGGAACUAUGCUGCAUAUGCUUUGACCAAGUCUGCACAAUUGAAGUCCAAGACUGCGGGCAUCGAAUGUGUGCUCAUUGCACCUUAGCUCUUUGUUGCCAUAACAAGCCAAACCCAACAACAGCAAGCGUAAAUCCACCUGUUUGCCCGUUUUGUCGGAGCAACAUUGCUCGUUUAGUUGUCGCUAAGUUAAGCAUAGAAACCGAUGAUAUUGAUUUGUGCUCCUCGAAGUCAAGAAAAUCAAGGAGAUCAUGGAACUUAAGUGAGGGAAGUAGCAGCUUCAAGGGCCUCUCGGCCUUUGGGAAGAUGAGUGCUCGAGGUUCAGGGAGAAUCAGUGCAGAUGAGUUGAUUGAUAAGCCAAAUGAAUAGAGGAUUUUUGGUGUUUAAAGGUCCGAGCUUUUGAACAGGCGCUAAAAUGGUCAGUCGUGGUCGGUCCAAGAACCUGUUUUGGGUGAAAUUAUAAUUAUAUAAAUAUCUAUACAUAGAAACUGCAUAUGCCAAAAAAAUGUGAUGUGGGAAACGAGGGCAGAGAGGAAAAAUGAAGGAGGAGGAUUGCGGGGGGGGAACUUUUGUUCGGUAAGUUUGUUCUUUCGGGUCAUUAUUUUGUUGUUCUUUGCUUAAAAUUCAAAUGAAGUGCGAGCCAUAAAUUUUUUUGGGGAGUCAGUAGAAACUGUUACUAGUCCCGUAGAUAGCAUGAAUUCUUUUUUUACCUUCUAGAGAAAAUCUUUAUUCAUCAAUGGCUGCUCGAUUAGAUGACGUCAUUGGUCAGACCCUUUGUAAGAGUCAAAAAAAAAACAUAGGGGGUUCAUCACCUACCUUUCAUCCUUCUACCUCGUCGAGUCUUUACCUUUUCUCUCCUCGCCUUCGUUUCCCCUCUUGAUGUAGGAGUAAAAGAGGGGUCAUGGGCAAACCAUGUACUGUUUUUCUUAAUUUUCUAUGAUGUAAAAGCCACAAUACAAUGUAUAUUAUAUCAAGGCUGAACUUCUGGUUUGCGAUAGAAUAAGCUCUUACAAAUUAAAAAAGAUGUACGGAGAUCUAUUGUUGAAGAUAUGCUUAUUGAGUUAUUGGUUCAGA